AACUUCAUUACUUAAUUAGCAUAGCAGAGACGAUCGACAAAAAUGGCGGAAGAGAUGAAGCUUCUGGGAGCGUGGUUCAGCCCAGUGGUGUACAGAGUGAUAUGGGUUCUGAAGCUGAAGGGCAUAGAGUACGAGUACGUUGAAGAAGAUCUGGGCAACAAGAGCCCUCUUCUUCUCCAAUCGAAUCCGGUUCACAAGAAAGUCCCGGUUCUCAUCCACAAUGGAAACGCCAUAUCUGAGUCCGUCAUCAUCGUCCGAUACCUCGAUGAGAUCUUCACGAACUACCCUAUAUUGCCUCAGGAUCCUUACCAGAGAGCCAUGGCUGCUUUCUGGGCUAUGUUCGUUGACGAAAAGAUCACUCCGUUCAUCGGGAAAUUGCUGUUUGGGUCGGAGGAAGAGCAAGCUGCCGGAGCCAGAGGGGCAGAAGAGGCAUUUCAGACGCUGGAUGGAGAGCUGAAGAAGAAGGGCGGCGGCUUCUUCGGCGGAGAGUCGAUUGGGCUGGCGGACAUAACGCUGGGCUACGUCUCCAUCUGGUUGGACGUCAUCGAAGAAGUCGGCAGCAUUAAAGUCUUUGAUUCCUUAAAAUACACUUGGCUGGCCAACUGGAUGCGUGACUUCACGGACUUGCCGGUCGUCCGAGACAACCAACCCAACAAAGACGAGUUGACCGCUCAUCUCCGCCGGCUCCGUCAAAUUGGACGUGCAGCCGCGUUUAAAAAUUAACCGCCGCUUGUUUACUGCGCAGUGAUCAUUAAUAAUUAAUUAACGUGGUUUGGAUGAUGAUGUUUCACGUGAAUUUAAAGUAGAAUAAAAAGUUUAUGUUUGAUGUUU
This is a messenger RNA of Diospyros lotus (date-plum), 831 nucleotides long. Its product is annotated as probable glutathione S-transferase. Gene Ontology annotation, cellular component: cytoplasm. The transcript is spliced from 2 exons. NCBI's taxonomy places the organism in Eukaryota, Viridiplantae, Streptophyta, Magnoliopsida, Ericales, Ebenaceae. The record is from RefSeq and is a predicted model, not a curated record. Gene Ontology annotation, biological process: glutathione metabolic process. Gene Ontology annotation, molecular function: glutathione transferase activity. The coding region runs from base 43 to 723 and encodes 226 amino acids.